Molecule: messenger RNA, 885 nt
Organism: Opisthorchis viverrini
Lineage: Eukaryota; Metazoa; Platyhelminthes; Trematoda; Opisthorchiida; Opisthorchiidae
Exons: 4
Coding region: 1-885 (294 amino acids)
Source: RefSeq, a predicted model, not a curated record
AUGGCGGACGAUGCCGCUAGGAGGCUCCAGUUCGAGUACAAAGUUAAUUCCAGCCUCGUUCUCCUAACUGAUCGGUCCCUGAUUGAUCGUCGUCCUCGUGAUGAAUCGACUGGUGAGGUACUCAGUCUCGCUGGACGAAUACGUGUGCAAGAAAUGGGCCACAAGUCACAGCGAACAAAACCCCCAAUGUUGCAGGAGAAACGAGCUAAGCGACAAAAACGUGAUGAAAUUCAACAAGAUGCGCUAAAACUUAAGAGUGCCAGUUUGCUUAAUGACGAAUUGGAUGACAUCGCGGGGGUCGUGUACCGCCCCAAAACGCCUGACACUCGCAAAACAUACGAGUACAUACUUCAUUGCAUCCAGGAAGCUCUGGGUGACCAAUCUCGUGAGAUACUGUGUGGUGCGGCUGACGAAGUUAUUGCAACUUUUAAAAAUUCGCAUUUGAAGGACGGUGAGCGACGGAAGGAAACUGAAUCUCUUUUAGGUCGACUGGCAGACGAACGUUAUAAUAUCAUUGUGAAUUUGUGCAAGAAGAUUACUGACUGGAAGGACGAGAACGCAUCCACAGCGACGGGCGAAAACAUUGAUGAAACCUAUGGUGUUAAUGUGCAGUUUGAGGAGUCAGACCAAGAGAUUUCACUAAACAGUCAGUCUGCAAAACGUACCACCUUCUCUUUGGACUCGCUCUGUGAAAGCACAUGUGCGUCCGUAGUUGUGGUAUGGUCCGUGGAUAUGGGCGCAGCUGGUGGACUCUCAUUAGAUCCCCCCAUGCUUUUCACCGGACCUACCAUCACUUACAUUCAAACUUCCAUUUUGGAAUGGUGCCCACCAACGUAUCAACCCCGAAUCCAAAUAGACCACAUUGCUAUCAGUUGCCUGUGGUGA